AUGAGUUCUGAAUCAAAUAUUACGGACGUCAGAGACCUUCCUGAUUUUAUGAUUAUUGCACCAUCUGGAUUAAUUUCCGGUUUUAUAAAUUGCAUUUGCUUGAUUUACCUUAUUGUCAGGUUGUUGAUACGAUGGUGGGUAACUAAGAGAUCCUUACCAAUGGUUCAUAGGGUGCCAUUUUAUAUAACAUUGAGUGUGAAUAUGGGAUACACAACUCUUAAUGGUCAUCCAAUUCAAGGAGAUGUAUGUAAAGCAGUUGGCGGAAUAGCAUUUUUCAUUGUCUCAUCUAAUGUGACCUUAGUUGGAUCAUUGUCUUUAAUGACUUACUUGCGA
Racocetra persica is the source of this 333-nucleotide messenger RNA. NCBI's taxonomy places the organism in Eukaryota, Fungi, Glomeromycota, Glomeromycetes, Diversisporales, Gigasporaceae. The record is from the annotation of a GenBank genome assembly.